Messenger RNA from Setaria italica (foxtail millet), 857 nucleotides. RefSeq names its product probable WRKY transcription factor 71. The transcript has 3 exons. The coding region runs from base 148 to 537 and encodes 129 amino acids. The record is from RefSeq and is a predicted model, not a curated record. Gene Ontology annotation, molecular function: DNA-binding transcription factor activity; sequence-specific DNA binding. Gene Ontology annotation, biological process: regulation of DNA-templated transcription. NCBI's taxonomy places the organism in Eukaryota, Viridiplantae, Streptophyta, Magnoliopsida, Poales, Poaceae.
ACUGAUCUCCCUCUCCAUCUCUUGUUCUUCUCUGCUACCUCUCGCUCGGCGCUCGCCAUCGUCGGUCCCAAUGUUCCAUUCGUUGAGCUUGUGAGAACAUGGGAGCUGCGGAGCACGGCGUACGGUCACCACCGCGGCUCGGCGUUCAUGGCAUCGACAUCACAGCCUGCCGCAAUAGGCAAAGGAGAAGAAAAGAGGAAGGAAGAGCAGGCUCUGCCCUCGGCGGCCGGCGACGGCAGCCAGCUGCAGCUGGUGAUGCCCCAGGACGGGUAUGAGUGGAAGAAGUACGGCCAGAAGUUCAUCAAAAACAUCCAGAAAAACAGGAGCUACUUCCGGUGCCGGCACAAGCUGUGCGGCGUCAAGAAGAAGGUGGAGUGGCACCCGAGCGACCCCGCCGGCGACCUCCGGAUCGUCUACGAAGGCGCGCACCAGCAUGGCUCCGGCGCCGCGCCGUCGUCUGCAAAGGGAGCCGCCGCCGGCGCCUCUAACCAGUACGAGCUGGGCGCUCAGUAUUUCGGCGGGGCCCGCUCGCAUUGACUCGGAGUCAAAUAAAGAGGCGUCGCUCUCAUCGCUCGUCGUCUUGCCACGCUGGUUCCUGUCAUUGCCUGCCCGCGCCGCCGGUGGCCGUCGUCGGAGGGGGCUGGGCGACGAGUCCCUGUGGCGGUGCUGGUUGACGCCUUGCGCCCGUGCAUCUACUAGCGGACCUGAUAUUAAUUUCAGUGGAGGGAUUAAUUGUGUUGGAGGCGGUCUCAACUCAGUGAUGUACUCCCCCAAAUUACAAAUCGUUUUGGUUUUGUAGGUGCAUGUACAUAGAUGUUUGUAUGAAUCUAGAAAAGUUAAAAUAAUCAUAAUUUAGA